Symbiodinium sp. CCMP2592 is the source of this 492-nucleotide messenger RNA. NCBI's taxonomy places the organism in Eukaryota, Dinophyceae, Suessiales, Symbiodiniaceae. The record is from the annotation of a GenBank genome assembly.
AUGGGCGUGAUUUCGGGGCUCUCCGCAUUGUCUUACAUCCUGGCUCUCCUGGCUACGGGGGCUUUGCUCACCUUCACUGGGCAUUCCCGCCUGGACGGGGAGCAGUGGUGUUUCUCCAACCCGGAAAGCAUCAACGGGCCGUUUAUAACUGCUAAGCACUGGUCCCUUGGAAGCUACGGCAUUGCUUACAUCACUGCGUCGGUGCUGAGAGAGCCGGGUUUCCAAUGUACUACGAUUGCCGGAGCGCAUCUGGCCGAAAACAUCACCUUCACGGGGCCAGCGACUUGCCGCACACUCAUACCGAUAUCUGUGCACCAUUAUUGGAACACGGUGACGAUCAAGCAAACAGAUGGGACAAACUGCAGCUCCUGCAUGUAUUCUGACGUCCCUGUGGGGGGCCCCUGGCCUCAAAUUCCAUGCGCGAAGCUGCCGCCGCACACCGGAGAGGGUGUUCCGGGAUUCUUAGGCUUCCGCAUCUCAUGGGCUCCUUGA